Molecule: messenger RNA, 2370 nt
Organism: Esox lucius (northern pike)
Lineage: Eukaryota; Metazoa; Chordata; Actinopteri; Esociformes; Esocidae
Gene: ccz1
Product: CCZ1 homolog, vacuolar protein trafficking and biogenesis associated
Exons: 17
Coding region: 202-1644 (480 amino acids)
Biological process (GO): vesicle-mediated transport
Cellular component (GO): Mon1-Ccz1 complex; intracellular membrane-bounded organelle
Source: RefSeq, a predicted model, not a curated record
UUUCUCCUGUAACACAAGUGAUGUUGUAAGCAGGAAGUAUGUGCAUAUCUUGCGAGAUUUGUCACUGAUCGCAGCUUGUCUACUUUCAUCUUAUUCAUUUUCACAGCAAACGACAUGACCUGUCCGUGUUGAGUUCAUACAGUAAAAGCCACACGGCAUGCUAAAUUUACUAUCCAACGGAAGACCAGAAACACCACACUAAUGCUGAUGAUCAGUCCAAGAAUGGCUUCAGGAAUGCAAGAGAAACUUUACAACCCAUCACUGCUUAGUUUUUUUGUCUAUAAUCCUUCAUUUGGACCAAGAGAGGGUGAGGAGGAGAAGAAGAUUUUAUUCUAUCAUCCUAGUGAUGUUGAGAAGAACGAGAAGAUCCGCAAUGUCGGCCUUUGUGAGGCCAUUGUACAGUUUACCAGAACCUUCUGUCCAACAAAGCCGGCUAAAUCCCUACACACACAGAAGAACAGGCAGUUCUUCUUUGAAGCAGAGGACAGUUUCUGGAUUGUCAUGGUGGUGCGGAAUCCGUGGGUUGAAAAGACAAAUAAAGAUGGCAAACCUCCCACCAUAGAAUAUCAGGAAGAGGAAAUACUUGACACAGUUUAUGGUGCAGUAUUACGGCAGUGCUACAGUAUGUACAAGCUCUUCAACGGCACAUUUGUCAGGGCGAUGGAGACCGGUGGGGUGGAGCUCCUCAUGCAGAAGCUUGAAAAGUUCUUCUACAGGUACCUACAGACGUUGCACCUGCAGUCCUGUGACUUGCUGGACGUGUUUGGCGGAAUCGCCUUCUUCCCUCUGGACAAGAUGACCUACCUGAAGAUCCAGUCCUUUGUCAACAGAGUGGAGGAGAGCCUUAGCCUGAUCAAAUACACAACCUUCCUGUACAACGACCAGCUCAUAUGGAGUGGUCUAGAGCAAGAUGACAUGCGGAUCUUGUACAAGUACCUGACGACUUCGCUAUUCCCCAGACACUCCGAACCAGAGCUGGCUGGUAGAGACUCUCCCCUGAGGCCAGAGGUGGCAGGGAAUCUGCUUCACUACGGGAGGUUUCUGACAGGACCUGCUAACAUCAAAGACCCGGAGGCCAAAUUUCGAUUUCCCAGAAUAUUUGUCAACACAAAGGACAGUUAUGAGGAACUGCAUCUGAUCGUUUAUAAGGCAAUGAGUGCAGCAGUUUGUUUCAUGAUCAGUGCUUCGAUGGAACUGACCAGGGAGUUCUGUGAGCAGCUGGACAGUCUGGUGGGUCCUCAGCUCACCCUGUUGGCCUCGGACAUAUGUGAACAGUACAAUGUCAACCGCAGGAUAUCAGGGCCAGAAAAGGAGCCCCAGUUCAAGUUCAUCUACUUCAACCACAUGAACCUGGCAGAGAAAAGCACCAUCCACAUGAGGAAGACAGCAAGUGUCUCUCUGACCUCUGUACACCCAGACCUCAUGAAGAUCCUAGGAGAUAUCAACUGUGACUUUGCCCGUGUUGAUGAAGAUGAAGAGAUUAUUGUGAAGGCUAUGACUGACUACUGGGUGGUCGGCAAGAAGUCGGAUCAGAGAGAGCUCUACGUCAUCUUGAACCAGAAGAAUGCCAAUUUGAUUGAAGUUAACGAGGAAGUGAAGAGGCUCUGUGCAACACAGUUCAACAACAUUUUCUUCUUGGAUUGAAAAAUAAGAUGGAAUUUCAAGACUCGGAGGGACCUAAGAAAGAGCCAUGGACUAUUUGACUACACUAAAACUGUCAAAAUUACAGGGUAUUAUGACAGCGUCAAUGUAAUGCAAUAAUUGCAUUGAUUAGAUGAGAGUUCGAUCUAAACUAUGGAAAAGCUGCACUCAUCCCCCCGUGGGGGUUAGAUCCAGAAUCUGUAUAGACCCAUUAUGAUGGAUUUGACAAAUAUCCAUAUUUGUAUCUGUUUUCUGAAUGGAUGCCAAUGACCUCGUCUUUGUGCUAUCCUCACGGGAAAUUGGCCGUGGGCAUUCCAUUGAUCUCUUACUGUUUGUAUUGUAAAAAAUAAAUGAAUAAAUAAAAAUAAGCUUUUCACAUCAUUUCUUUAGAUUUAUUUAAUACAUUUGUUUUUAUCUUUAUUCAUGUAAUUAAGUGUACAUUAAUUGUACUCUACAUGAACUUUUUAGUUUUUAUUUAUAUAGAUUGUCUUCUUGUUUGUGUCCCUCUCAGAUGUUUGUCUUUGAUCAUUGGUCUUACUUGUUUUUAAGGAGAGACCAUGACAUUAUAAUGACUAAAUGAAUUGAAUAUAUAAAUGCACAAACAUGAUGUUUGUUCUGUUCAUUGUUUUGUAUCAUUUGAACAAUGAUGCCAAUAAUGCUAUCAUGUCUAAAGUAGUGGUUUGUAACACAGUGCAAACUUAUGCCCCAACAUAAAUGAUUAAAACAUUG